Molecule: messenger RNA, 3638 nt
Organism: Hippopotamus amphibius kiboko
Lineage: Eukaryota; Metazoa; Chordata; Mammalia; Artiodactyla; Hippopotamidae
Gene: CEP41
Product: centrosomal protein 41
Exons: 11
Coding region: 192-1304 (370 amino acids)
Biological process (GO): protein polyglutamylation; cilium assembly
Cellular component (GO): ciliary basal body
Source: RefSeq, a predicted model, not a curated record
UAGUACUCGAGGAACCAGAGAGCAAGUACCUAAUUCCACCUUGGAAAGCUUUGCAGAGGAAGUGAAGUUUUACCCAUGGACAAGCUGAGGAAGGGCGUUCUAGGCAGACAUUUGCUAAGACUGGAAACCUGAGUGAGUGUGGCAUAUUUGGGGAACAUUUGGGCAACUUCAGCUUGGGAACAUGUGGGAGAAUGGCAGAAGAUGAAGCUGGAAAGUAUCUGACCAAAAGGAUACCACAAAACCCAAGGUAUCAGCAUGUCAAGUCAAGACUAGACACUGGUAACAGUAUGACUAAAUACAUUGAGAAGCUAGAAGAGAUCAAAAAAAAUUAUAGAUAUAAAAAAGAUGAGCUUUUCAAGAGACUAAAAGUUACAACUUUUGCCCAGCUGGUCAUCCAAGUUGCUUCCCUAUCUGAUCAAACACUGGAAGUGACAGCUGAGGAGAUUCAAAGGCUAGAAGACAAUGAUUCUGCAACUUCAGAUCCUGAUGCUGAAAUCACUGCCAAGACCAAUGGGAAAGAGAGCCCUGGGGAGCAGUCACCAAGCCCUGUCCAGUGCAUAAACAAUGAGGGAGCCGGGGACUCCAGCCGCUCAACUCUUCAGAGCGUCAUCAGUGGUGUUGGGGAACUGGAUCUGGACAAGGGGCUUGUGAAGAAAGUAGAGCCCAAUACCAAAGACAAACCUUAUGCCGACUGCCCCUUCCUGCUGCUAGAUGUGCGAGACAGAGAUUCUUACCAGCAGUGCCACAUUGUUGGAGCUUACAGUUACCCAAUUGCAACUCUGUCUAGAACAAUGAACCCUUAUUCAAAUGAUAUUCUUGAAUAUAAAAAUGCCCACGGCAAGAUCAUCAUUCUGUACGAUGACGACGAGAGGCUGGCCAGCCAGGCCGCCACCACCAUGUGUGAGCGGGGAUUCGAGAACCUCUUCAUGCUUUCCGGAGGUCUAAAAGUUUUAGCUCAGAAAUUCCCAGAAGGACUGAUUACGGGUUCCCUGCCAGCAUCUUGCCAGCAGGCCCUUCCUCCUGGCUCUGCCCGGAAACGAUCCAGCCCCAAAGUGCCACCCCCACCAGCUGAGAGUAAAUGGAGAUUUACCCCAGAAGACCUCAAGAAGAUAGAAUAUUACCUGGAAGAGGACCAGGGUCCUGCAGACAAUCCUAGCCGGCUGAGCCAAGCUAAUGCUUCUGGAAGAGACUCCAAGGUUCCAGGCGCCCGCAGCAGUCAGAACCUGCCUGCCGGGGGCCAUGCCGGCCAUCAGAAUCCCCGCUUACUGGGCAGUGGCCACCUGCAAGGCAAACCCUGGAAGUAAAGACUUUGUCUGUCUUAGCCAAAUAAAUGUUUUCUCUCCUUUCGGAACCCCUGAGCAGUUCCCAAGUUGGUCAUUUUCAGAAACUGCUGCAGAGGAAAGACCUCAACAUGUGUGUCAGGCCCUCUUCCCUCUUCCUGUCUCUAGCACCUCUCCCACAUCCAGCUCGGGAAGGAUUUUUACAAAAAUCAGAGGCAUAACAGGCUCUAGUGUCCUCCCUGUUGUUUACAGAAUAUUUAAGUCUCUGAAACUGAAUAGGAAAAAACAGUCUAAUUUUUUUAGGCUUUCAUUUUUUUUUUUUUAAUAAGGUCCAGUUUGUUUUGGUCUAUAUCCUGCUGUGUUUUGUAAAUACUUCAGGCACAUCUGGUGUGUCCUUCCCAGCCAGUUCUUUUUCACUAAGUGUUCUUGGUUUCAUGAAGGUUCUCUAGGUAGGCUUUGCAGCCUGAGAAGCUGUCCCUGGGGGUGCAGAUGAUUCAUAGCUUUCAGCCACCACCAGGGCCCCCACCAGGUGUGGACCCGCUGGCUGAGGAGCUCCUUGCCCAGCUCCGGAUGCAGGCUCUGUCUUGAGUUUGGAAAAUGGUACCUGAGUGAGCAUCACUCAGUUAAGAUUUAGUAGCAGCUUUCACAUGUGCUCAGUGCUGCUCCUCACUAGAUGUUUUCCUGGAGCCAGCACAGGUGAUGAUGUGUGCUCAGCUGCCUUCACGGGAAAGCCCUGUACACUGUACAGGGCUGGGUUGAAAACAUAUGAAGCCCCCUGGAGCCAUCUCUCAUUUGUGGUUGCUUUAUUCAUUGUAAAUUUCCAUUACCCAGCUCAGGCCCAUCCACCUUAGAUGGGUAGAAAUUAUGGCCACUUGAAAACAUUGGCUUCGGUUGAGCCACUACCAGCACACAAGGUGAGGACGACUCCACAGCCCUUUGUCAGAGCUGACAGCCCCUUAAACCCUUGCUUAAAAAUACAGUAUUAGUCUAAUUGAGUAAUUAGUGCAAUUUCCUGCUUACUUUUCAUUCUCAUGACUGAGCUGUGAUUAGGAGGUUGUGAUUACAUAUUCUUGUUUGGGCCAGAAUUUUGAAUCAGCAUUAAUUGAAUUGCUAGAUGACUGACAUUCAUUCCAUUUAAUUGGGGGAGCAAAAGACCUCAGGUAAGGAUGAAGAACUCUGAAAUCAUCAGGAAAAGGGAAAAGAGCCUUGUUAAUUUUUAUGGUCUGUGAUCUGUAGCUAUGAUAAGGGACUAAGGAAUAAAUUGUGCUCUUUGUCAUGGCAACCAGCUUCUGAAAAGCCAGCUGAAAAUUGCCUAUCCUUAGGUGGUUAUUGCUGCUGGGUAAGAUUUGCCUUAACAGGACUAUUUUUCUUACCACCAAAAAAAAAAAAAAACACAGUAUUUCCAACACGGGGGGCUGUAUUUGUAGGAGAAAUAAAGGUAAUAAAUAUCUUAUAGAGACAUAUGGAAAAAUAACUUUCAGAUUCAGCCCAGUUCUGUUUUAGUGUGUUUAUUCUUCUCUACUUGAUUUCCAAAGUGCAACAUUUUCCGAUGCUUUAGAAAUCAAACAAACCAGGGACAUUGUUCAGAUGUCAAGCCGUGCCCAAUUUUCCACAAGAUUCAAGAAUCUUGUAUCAAAUUCAGCCAACGUACACAUAGCUUUAAUGAGGAGCCUGUCAUGUCUCUCUAUAAAUUUAUUGCCUGAGAACUAAGUACAGCCUUUUGCUCAUGCCAAAAUGCUCUGGCUUUUUAUUUUCUUUACAGCAUAGAUUUUUUAAAAUGCAAAUUUUUCCACACUCAACUUCCCCCUAGCAUGGACAAGAUUUUCAGCCAUUUUGGACACAUAUACAUUUUUAAGAAAAAAAAUUUUUUUUCUCUGUGACAAAGUUAUGGUUUUGCCAUUUUCAAGUCAACUAGUCAGGAGGUUAGAUUUCCCCUAUUCGAUUCUAUUUUGAAUGUAAAUGGUAGUCCCUCUUUGUUCCUAUUGUGCAUUCCCAUCACAACACAACACUAGAGUGGUAGAAACUAUUGUGUACAUGUGCAAAGUCAGUGUAGCCGAACCUAUUAGAAUUGCAGUGCAUUUAGUUGAGAGACCUGGCAGGUUGACUAUAUUUAUGUGUGUUUCUCCAUAGUGCUUUGCCUGUUGGUAAGGAUUGUAAAUAACUACUCCUCAAAGACCUGUUCUCAUUCUGCACUUUGUGUGUUAAAUGUUACUCGCAGACAGUUUUUACAUGCUCAAGGUAUUGCUCUGAAUGUUCUACUUUACUAGUUUCUUCGUUAGAUUAACUGACAUGUCUUAUUUAAGUGAUCUGUGAUACUUUAUGCAAUUAUGAAUGUUGAAGAUUAAAGUACGUAGUUCU